AUGCAGACCAAACACUUCUUUGAAGAUCCAACACACCUAGUGAAUACUGCAUUGAAGGCACUGACGUUUACAAAUCCCUCCGUAGCCCUUGAUGAGGAGUACAAGAUUAUCUAUCGCCACACUUCCCAGGGUGCGUCUGUAGGGCGCAAUGUAUCCAUUGUUUCUGGAGGCGGAUCUGGGCAUGAGCCGGCUUUCGCUGGCUUUGUCGGUAGAGGCUUCUUAACGGCCUCGGUGGCGGGAACAAUAUUUGCUUCUCCGUCAGCUGAACAGGUCAGAAAAGCCAUCAUGGAAAAAGUAGAAACUUCGAAGGGAGUCUUGAUUGUCACGGUCAAUUAUACUGGUGAUGUUCUCAACUUUGGGGUAGCGGCGGAAAAAGCAAAAGCAGCAGGGAUACAGACUGAAUUCUUUUCGAUUGGCGACGAUGUUGGCGUUGGAAGGACGAAAGGAGGGAAAGUUGGUCGGAGAGGAAUUGGUGGCAGCAUCUUGCUGAUGAAGAUCAUUGGGGCCCUAGCUGAGACCGGUGCUUCCCUAAGCGAGGUGUAUGCGACCGCACAACUAGUUUCAGAAAAUCUUGUGAGCCUGGGGUCUUCUCUCGAACACGUGCAUGUUCCUGGAAGAGUUGUUCCGAAUCCAAGUUCAACAGACAUGGUCCCAAAUAAUGAGAUUGAAGUUGGAAUGGGAAUUCAUAAUGAGCCUGGUUCGCAUCGUAUCCAAGCCACGCUGGAAAUGUUAAUCCAGACUAUGUUGAAACAGCUGCUCGACCAAACUGACCAAGACCGUGCGUUUUUAAAAUGGGAACCUUCUGACAAAUUUGUCCUUUUUAUCAAUAAUCUUGGAGGUGUUAGUACUUUGGAGCUUUCUGGAAUCACGGCGGAAGUGAUGCUCCAAUUAGAGAAAGAGUAUAAAAUCAAGCCCAUCAGAUUGAUACAGGGCACAUUCUUGACCAGCCUUAACGGAAUGGGCUUCAGUAUUUCGUUAUUAAGAGUGUUUGAUACUGGUCUUGGCCCAGAGAAGUCUCUUCUGGACCUUCUAGAUGCUCCAGCAGAAGCCGUGGGAUGGGCUGCACCAAUCAAAAAAUCGACCUGGGAGGAUCCCCGUCUUUCUUUGUUGACAAAUAGAGCGUCUGCUUCUGUUUCAGAAGUAUCGUCUAAUCUGAUAUUGGACCGUGCCUUAUUCAAGACAGUCGUCACGUCAGGAGCCAACCGUCUUAUUUCUGCUGAAGGCAUGGUGACACAUUUUGACACGAUAGUAGGUGAUGGGGAUUGCGGUGUAGGUCUAAAGCGCGGCGCAGAAUCCGUUCUACACCUUCUGAACGAUCCCUCUAUCACGUUGAACGACGAUAUUCUCCGUACCCUAAAUAAAGUUAUUAGUGUUGUAGAGACCAAUAUGGACGGCACCAGCGGUGCUAUUUACGCCAUUUUUCUGAACGCCCUCGCUCACGGCCUCAAAGAACAAGAUUCGCCCACUGGGCCGGUACCAGUCAACCUGAAAACCUGGACUCACGCUCUGCAACACUCAUUAAAGGCAUUGGCUAAAUACACACCGGCGCGCCCUGGUGAUCGUACAUUGAUGGACGCACUCGUUCCAUUUAUCGACGAACUAGCCAAGUCAGGGGACACAAAAAAGGCAGCAUCUGCUGCGCGCAAAGGCGCCGAAUCGACAAAGGCAAUGAAAGCCAGUUUGGGUCGGACAGUGUAUAUAGGGAGCGAGGACCAGUGGGUCGGUAAGAUUCCUGACCCCGGAGCAUACGGAUUGAGUGAAUUUUUGAGUGGCCUGGCGGAUGGCAUGUAA
Ophidiomyces ophidiicola is the source of this 1791-nucleotide messenger RNA. RefSeq names its product dihydroxyacetone kinase Dak1 (gene dak1). Gene Ontology annotation, molecular function: glycerone kinase activity; ATP binding. The record is from RefSeq and is a predicted model, not a curated record. Gene Ontology annotation, biological process: glycerol catabolic process. Lineage: Eukaryota; Fungi; Ascomycota; Eurotiomycetes; Onygenales; Onygenaceae. Bases 1 to 1791 code for a protein of 596 amino acids. The transcript is spliced from 4 exons. Gene Ontology annotation, cellular component: cytosol.